AUGGAGAAAUUGAGUGCGAAGCUGAGCGAGGUCGUUGCGUAUUUGGAUGAGGAGCUGAGGAUCGAUGAGAUACCGGAUUAUCCGGGGGCGGUGAACGGGCUGCAGCUUGAGAAUGGCGGUGAGGUGACGAAGGUGGCGGCGGCGGUGGAUGCGAGUUUGCCGGUGGUGGAGAAGGCGGUGGCGGCUGGUGCGGAUUUGUUGGUGGUGCAUCAUGGGAUGUUUUGGCAGGGGGCUCGGCCGUAUACUGGUGCCCUAUAUAAUAAGGUGAAGUUGGCGAUGGAUUCUGGGAUGGCUAUUUAUAGUGCGCAUCUCCCGCUGGAUGUGCAUCCGCUGUUAGGCAAUAACGCGGUCUUGGCCAGAGAGCUGGGACUGGAUGUGGAGGGUUCCUUUUUACCAUGGAAAAAUCUGGAGCUAGGAUUGUGGGGAAAUGAUGGGCGAAGUCUAGGUGAGUUUCGCGAUGAUCUGGCGAGGGUGGUGGGCGGCGCGGUUUUGAUGUGCGGCAAGGAGGAUCAAGCAGUGGGGAAGGUGGGAAUUGUGACGGGUGGCGCGGGAUCUGAGAUUGAGGCUGUGGCGAAGGCGGGGGUGAAGACGUUCAUUACUGGAGAGGGGCCGCACUGGAGUCAUCCGCUUGCGGAGGAGCUGGGUGUGCAGUUUUUAUAUGGGGGGCAUUAUGCGACAGAGACUUUUGGAGUGCGAGCGAUGGCGCGGCAUUUAGCGGGAAUUUUCAAAUUAGAGGAGGAAUUUGUCGAUCAUCCUACGAAUCUCUGA
Nerophis lumbriciformis (worm pipefish) is the source of this 768-nucleotide messenger RNA. NCBI's taxonomy places the organism in Eukaryota, Metazoa, Chordata, Actinopteri, Syngnathiformes, Syngnathidae. The record is from RefSeq and is a predicted model, not a curated record.